Stomoxys calcitrans (stable fly) is the source of this 3381-nucleotide messenger RNA. Its product is annotated as dymeclin. The transcript is spliced from 5 exons. Lineage: Eukaryota; Metazoa; Arthropoda; Insecta; Diptera; Muscidae. Gene Ontology annotation, cellular component: Golgi apparatus. Bases 134 to 2254 code for a protein of 706 amino acids. Gene Ontology annotation, biological process: Golgi organization. The record is from RefSeq and is a predicted model, not a curated record.
UCUGAGUGGUGACGUUGUGAUGGAUCAGCUGUUCUUUAUGUGGCCGUAAAGUUAAGAAAAGCCGUGAAAUUAAGUAAAAUCGAGGAAAAAUUCCAAUAGGAGUACGACAGGAAGCUCAUUACUUUCCUACAUAAUGGGAAUCAAUGUGAGCAGACAGGCCGAUUUGGCCAGCAAUCAACUGCUGCAAAGAUUUGUUGGUCGUAGCCACGUUUCACCCACUGAUGUAGAAUAUUGGCAAAAAUUACUAAACUACAACAUAACCAUGCCGGAGGACACACAGGAUCAACUAAAUUUGGACUCUAGACUGGAAUCUUUGUGUCAGGCGUUCAUAAGCAACAAUCUUAAGACUGGCAAUUUCGGUUCACUGAUUACGAUGUUCUUGACAAAGGCUUCUGAACUGCUGUCACUGUCCGAUCAGGAGAGCAACAUGCACAUAUGGCAGACAUUUAAUGCCCUCUUCAUUAUACGUUCACUGAUCAAAUACAUCAUAGAGACUGGAUCUGAAUUUCAAUUGUUGCAACACUUUGAAGCCAUGCCCAACGAGGAGUUCUUAAGGGCCGAGGAAGAGGCGGCGGCUGUUGGAGUGCCACCGGAAGUCACAACUAUAGCGGUUGAGGCCACAGAAAUGGAGAGUGAAGCCACACAAACUCUAAAGGCAGCAGCAGCUGCCGCCUCCGUCAUGGUUGAUGGGUCACGUUUUGAAACAUUCAUAGAUGCCAUUUUCAAUUUGAUAGUAGUGAUUCCGGUCAAAGAAUUCACAUAUCACUUGCACUUGGAGGCGGUAAAUACUUUGAUUACUUUACUAUCGGAACACUUGUUCUCCCAACAGCCCACAGAGAAAUCCAUCAUCUUCCGCACUGUAUACAAAUGUCAGCAUGCCAAUGUCCUGAUGUCUUCAUUACUGCAUUUUGUUUCGCGUCUGGUUGAGGUGCCCCAAACCAUGUUUGGCUCCUCAUCGGCGGGCUCUUUUGUAUUUGGCAUUGCAGAGUCCUUGUGGUCCAUAUUGAGUUUUCGCAAGCAGCAGGAUGUGUUGAGCUCUACUUAUUCCACAGGUGCUGAGCUAUCGCAACAAUUUCGUGCGCACUAUCCCCUAGCCAAUCAAAGUCUUCUGCUCAUUCUAAUACUAACAAAUCAUUGUACAACAAAGGAGAAUUCAUAUCGGUCCUCAUUAUUCGGCUGUGCCGAUUCCAAAGAUGCUACCGCCAAGGAUGGCGGAGCUACAUUUCAUAUUGACUUCAAUGCUGUGUACGAGACUCUAUGUCGCAUUGUGACCAUUGACCAGGCUACCUUGCUGCUGUAUCUAUUGCUGCAUCGAAAUGAGCGUUUUUAUCGAUUUGUCAUGGCUCAACAGGAUUUGGAAAAGUUGGUAACGCCCAUAUUGCAAACACUAUAUCAUGCUCCGGAUAGUACCUCCCAUCACAUUUAUAUGUCUUUAAUUGUCUUGUUGAUAUUGAGCGAAGAUGAUAGUUUCAAUAAAAAUGUCCACAAUAUUAUGCUGAAAAACAUAACCUGGUAUACAGAAAGAACUAUAUCGGAAAUCUCUUUGGGUGGCCUCUUGAUCUUAGUCGUAAUACGUACCAUACAAUACAACAUGCUGAAGAUGCGCGAUAAAUAUUUGCACACAAAUUGCUUGGCAGCCCUGGCCAAUAUGUCGGGACAGUUUCGCAAUUUACAUCCCUAUGUGGCGCAACGUUUAGUCUCCUUGUUUGAGACCUUGGCCAAGAAGCACACUCGACUUGAUGCUCAACUCAAGGAGCCAGUAAAUAGUGCCGUAGUCGUUAACGUUUCGACUGAGGAUAUGCUGCAAGAUCUGACGGUGUUGGAGGAGGUUUUGCGUAUGGUUUUAGAAAUUCUAAAUUCUUGCCUAUCCAAUCAAUUGGUGUAUUGUCCAAAUUUGGUCUAUACCCUACUCUAUAAGCGUAGUGUGUUUGAAGGCUUUAGAUCACAUCAUGCUUUCCAGGAUAUUAUACAAAAUAUUGAUAUGGUGGUUGGCUUCUUCUCAUCCCGCUUACAACGUGUCCAAGAACAAAGGGGCGAAUUGGGUGUUAAUGAAGUUUUUGAAGUGAUUUCCAAAGGAGCCAGUCAAUGGUCCAGCGAUCGUUUAAGGAAAUUUCCCGAUCUAAAAUUCAAAUACGUUGAGGAAGAUGCACCCGAAGAAUUUUUCAUUCCAUAUGUUUGGACUUUAGUGUGUAAAUACGGUUGUGUUCACUUCAGUUCGGAGAGCAUUAAAGGUGUUACCGAGAUAUCAUGCUAAUACAUAGAUAUCGAAACGUUUUUAUGAGACGAUGAUGACGAAGAAGACGACAAUGAAGAACAACAAUACAAUAAUAGCAACCGCAGAAGAACUAGAAGCAGACUUUUUUCCCCCCUCUAACCCAAAAUAUAUCCCAUGAAAAUGUUAUAAGUAAAAUCCCAAUGUUAUUUAGAAUUCCAAAUUAAAUUUUCUAUACUUUUUUCUCCUCACAUAGAGUAUAUCGAGAAGGGUUUUGAGAAAAACUAAACCAAAUCCAUGUAUUUAUUCAGCUGUUGUGGUGGUCUUUUUAUGUUGUUUUGAAUUUUUAAAUGUUAUUGUAAAUGUGUUUGUUUUUUUGUCUGAAAACUUAGUAAUGCUAACCUGAAGGCAAGGGACCUGCAGCCACAGCGUACUCUCUUCCCUUUUUGAUGAGGAAUACUUUUGUAUGCUUUUGAUUUAUCACUCGUAUUCUUAGCAUUAUAAACCAAACAAUAGAAGGAUGAUUCGUAUAUAUUACUACAAAAAAUAAAAAAAAGCUCUAUAUAAUUAUUUAAUAAAUAUAUAUAAAUAUAUGAAAUAUAUUAUAUACACUCGAUCUAAUUAAGUUAAGUUUAUAUUUAGCCAACACAUACCUACACACAAACAUACACACACCUACACAUAUAACACUAUGCCUAUGUAUUAAAAUAGAACACGAACUAAAAAAAAAAACUAAUUUUGAAAAACUUAAAAAAAUUGUCCACUAAUUGUUAAAUCGAACUGAGAUAUGGGAAAUUGGUUUUUGGGCCAAAAUGGUUAUAUUCGAGAAUGGUUUCUUGGCCAGCACUUAGUUGUAGAUUACAAAAACAAAAUUUUAAAAAAUCUAACAAAAAUACUCUUUUGUUGCUAGCAAGUGCUGUAUGGAAAAAUUCCAUCUAUGAGACGUUAUCUAAUAUGAAUGUAUUUAAUACCUAUUAAUAUUCCAUAAACAAUUUGUUUUUGGAAAAUAUAUUUGUUGUAUUAUCAUUCAUAUCAGUUACGGGAUUUUUGUAAAGUACACCAACACACAUACAUAUACACCUAACCUUAUUAGUAUGACAACGGAAAAGAGAUUAGUAAUUAAAGAUACAUAAAUACAAAUGUUAAUAUAGAAAUGAUUUGCAAUAAAU